AUGCUCGAUAAAGGCUCUAAGGAAAAGCUCCUCACCAGUUACGAGCCAAGGACAUACCUAAGAAGACCUAGGAAGAAAGAGGAUGAACAGAUGUCCCAGACGCCCCUCAGAAGACACGGCUCUCUCUUUAGAGUCGAUCUUUCAAGAGUGAUAAAAGAAAAGGAGCAUUUUGUAUUUUCAAGGUUUCUUAAUAGAUUCAUCAGAUAA
Messenger RNA from Encephalitozoon intestinalis ATCC 50506, 207 nucleotides. RefSeq lists its product as uncharacterized. The transcript has a single exon. The record is from RefSeq and is a predicted model, not a curated record. NCBI's taxonomy places the organism in Eukaryota, Fungi, Microsporidia, Unikaryonidae. The coding region runs from base 1 to 207 and encodes 68 amino acids.